Messenger RNA from Pyricularia oryzae 70-15, 1506 nucleotides. RefSeq names its product GMP synthase. Bases 366 to 1127 code for a protein of 253 amino acids. The transcript has 2 exons. Gene Ontology annotation, cellular component: nucleus; cytosol. Lineage: Eukaryota; Fungi; Ascomycota; Sordariomycetes; Magnaporthales; Pyriculariaceae. The record is from RefSeq and is a predicted model, not a curated record.
CGCUAAGCCAGCCUGGAACCGGGACUCAUCGCAUGUGGGGUUGGCGCAUUUAAAGCUGUCAGCCGAUAAACGGCGAAGCAACCCGCGGGCGGAUGGCGGGACGAGUCGUGUCGCAUGCCUUCGAUGGCAGGUAACUUCUAGAUCUAGGCUGAACUUGAUAAGGUACCUGGGCACUAUUAUGCGGUGGGGUUUGGGAGGGUGGUGAAUGUAGAACUUGGGCGUCUUUGCAAUUUUCAGCAUCUUCUCCCAACGAACAUCUCUCUCGACCGCACUCUUUCCUGGAUACUAAACCUCUGUCAGUGUUGCGCAUCUACACCAUCUAUCCAUUUGCUUCAAACAACGACGCUUACCCCCAGACCGCUACGAUGGCCGCCAAACCCCCUACUCGCCUCGCCAUCCUGAUGGCCGACACCCCCAUGCCCAACACGGCCGCAAAGUACGGUGACUACGGUGGCCUGUUCACGUCCCUCUUCACCACCGCCGCCCAGCCUGAGCCCAUCGAGUCCAUUCUCUCCAUAACCAAGCACGACAUCGUCAACCACGUCGGCUCGUACCCGUCCCUCGACGACGUCGACGCCGUCCUCAUCACAGGGUCCAAGCACAGCGCCUUUGCCGACGACGCCUGGAUCAUGGCCCUGGUCGACUACACGAGGCGCGCGCUGCUCGAGACCAACGGCAGGGUCAAGGUCGUCGGCAUCUGCUUCGGCCACCAGAUCGUCGCCCGCGCCCUGGGCGGCAAGGUCGUCGUCAACGAAAAGGGCUGGGAGGUGGCUGUGACUGAGGUCGAACUGACGGAGCGCGCAAGGGAGUUUUUUGGCCUGGAGACGCUGAGAAUCCACCAAAUGCACCGCGACAUCGUCCCGGAGUUGCCCAAGACGGACCCUCCCACCAUGCUCUUGGCAUCCAACAACGUCUGCCAGGUCCAGGGGAUGCUCUGGCCCGGCCGUUGCGUUACGGUCCAGGGUCAUCCGGAGUUUACCGAGGAGGUUGUGCGCGAGGUUUUGGAGACCAGGCACGACGCAGGCAUCCACCCUGACGACUUGUACAACAGUGGCAUAUCGAGGGUUGCUAAUCAACACGACGGAAUCGCCAUUGCAAAGGGUUUCCUAAAGUUUUUGAGGUUAUAAUUUAGAAGCUCAGUCUUGAACCUGUUGAUGAGGCUACAAAACGGCCAGUGAACAGGCUUCAGGGGCUGUUGCGGUGGGUGACGAAUAAUGAGGCUGCGUUUGAUAGAUCGGCGGUUUCCUAUCUACUUUGCAUUCCUCACUGUCACAUAAUGCGGCGGACAUCGAGAGAUUCCAGACUCAGUAUAUUCUAUGCAGCUUAACAAAAGAUCGCAGACAUGGAAACUGAGGGAAAGCCAAGGAAGUCAACGCCAUGGUUCUUUGGUAGAAUAAACAACCAGUAUAUAUACAGAAGAGCAGCAGGGGUAUAUAUAAAUAAAAAGAAACUUCCGAGCCAAAACGCCUCGCCUCGACCAAAAACCAGUUCAACCUAUAAGUUGAG